Molecule: messenger RNA, 3026 nt
Organism: Onychostruthus taczanowskii (white-rumped snowfinch)
Lineage: Eukaryota; Metazoa; Chordata; Aves; Passeriformes; Passeridae
Gene: PAIP2B
Product: poly(A) binding protein interacting protein 2B
Exons: 4
Coding region: 91-609 (172 amino acids)
Biological process (GO): negative regulation of translational initiation
Cellular component (GO): cytoplasm
Molecular function (GO): mRNA regulatory element binding translation repressor activity
Source: RefSeq, a predicted model, not a curated record
CCUUUCCCAUUCCCAUCCCAUCCCAUUCCCAUCCCAUCCCAUUCCCGUUCCCAUUCCCAUUCCACAGGGUCAGGCACACCCCCGCUCCCCAUGGAUCCCCAGGCCGUGGCACACUCACAUUUUGGGGAGGUCUCUGCCCCCAGAUUCCCCCUCCAGCCGGGAUUUGGGAUAUUUCUGGGAUGUUUGGGAUUUUUUCCUUGCCAGCCCAGUGCAGGGCCAGAGUCCCUAAGGAUGAAUGGCUCCGAGCUGGCCAGCACCACGGCGUCCAACCCCAAAUCCAAGGAGGAUCCGGUUGGGAAUGGGCACGAGGAGAAGGAGAACAACCCCUUCGCUGAGUACAUGUGGAUGGAGAACGAGGAGGACUUCAACCGGCAGGUGGAGGAGGAGCUGCAGGAGCAGGAAUUCCUGGAUCGCUGCUUCCAGGAGAUGCUGGAGGAGGAGGACCAGGAUUGGUUCAUCCCGGCGCGGGAUCUUCCCCAGGGAAUGGGGCAGCUCCAGCAGCAGCUCCACGGCCUCUCCGUGGGCGACGGACACGGAUCCGAGGACAUCCUGAGCAAAAGCAACUUGAAUCCAGAUGCCAAGGAGUUCGUUCCCGGAGUGAAAUACUGACCUCGGAAAUUCGGGAAUGGCCUGGCCAGAGACUGAUUCCCUGCUCCAGGGAAAAGUUGGGACAUGGGAAGAGCCCGGAGCGGCUCCAGCACCGGGAUCUGCUCCAGCUCCAAGUAUUUUUGGUUUUCCCUUUUUUUUUUUCUUUUUUUUUCUUCCUGGCUUUUCCUCACUUUUUCUUGGCAGUUUUUGGCUUCCUGGGAUUUGUGGCGACCCCGCCAGUGGGAAAAUCUUGGAAAAAAUCAUGGAAAAAUCACGGGAAAAUCUUGGGGAAAAUCAUGAAAAAAUCACUGAAAAAUCAUGGAAAAUCUUGGGGAAAAUCAUGGGAAAUCAGUCAUGGGAAAAUCACAGAAAAAUCAUGGAAAGCCAAUCAUGGGAAAAUCAGGUUUUUCUGCUUUCGGAGGAUUUUUAGGGUUGGGACUGGUUUUUCCCUGAUUUUCUGGAAUGGAAUUUUCCCUGAUUUUUCUGGAAUGGGAUUUUUCCUGCUGGAAGUGAAGGGUUCCAAGGUGCAAUCCCGAAAUUCCUCCAUAUGGAAGCUGAGCAGGGGGAUCCUGCCAAUUCCAGAGGUUUUUAGGGAAACCUGGAUUUCCCCAAAUUCCUCUUCCCCUUAAGGAAUUCCUCAGCUUAUCCAACACUACAGCCCUAAUUCCUCACGGGUGAAAAUCCAAGGGAAACUGAAUUCCUGGGAAAAGAGAGGGGUCCUCUGUUGGGAUGAGGGAUGUUUUGGGAUGUGGUGGGAAUAUCCUGGUGCUGAUCCCUUUUCCAAGGAUCCUGGAGUGGGAUCCGUGUCUCCAUCAGAAUUUGAUCCCGGGAAUUUCCUUCCCCAUCCAUGGGAGCUGCAGCUCCCUAAAUCCUGGCCACUCCCAAGGUUCUAAAAGGCUCAGAAAUCCAAGGAAAUCAGGAGCUCCUUGGGGCUGGGAAUCCUUGUCCAAGGAAAUCGGGAACUUCCUGGAAUUGGAAAUCCCUGUCCAAGGAGAGCAGGAGCUUCCCAAGGUCAGAAACCCUAUCCAGGGAAAUCAGGAAUUUUUGGGAUUGGAAAUCCCUAUCCAGGGAAAUCAGGAACUUUUUGGGAUUGGAAAUCCCUCUCCAGGAAAAGUGGGAGCUUCCCAAGGUCAGAAAGCCCUAUCCAAGGAAAUCAGGAGUUCCUUGGGAUUGGGAAUCCCUAUCCAAGGAAAUCAGGAACAUCCCAAGUUUAGAAACACUAUCCAGGGAAACCAGGAACUUCCUGGAACUGGGAAUCCCUAUCCAGAGAAAGUGGGAGCUCUUUGGGAUUGGAAAUCCCUGUCUGGAGAAGUCAGGAGUGUUUUGGGAUUGAAAAUCCCUACAGAGGAAAAAUAGGAGCUCCUUGGGGUUGGGAAUCAUCAUCCAAGGAAAUCAGGAACUUCCUGGAAUUGGAAAUCCCUGUCCAAGGAGAGCAGGAGCUUCCCAAGGUCAGAAAUCCCUAUCCAGGGAAAUCAGGAACUCUUUGGGAUUGGGAAUCCCUGUCCAGAGAAAAUGGGAGCUCCUUGGAGUCAGGAAUCCCUAUCCAGAGAAAUUAGGAACAUUUUUGGGAUUGGAAAUCCCUCUCCAGGAAAAGUGGGAGCUUCCCAAGGUCAGAAAGCCCUAUCCAAGGAAAUCAGGAGUUCCUUGGGAUUGGGAAUCCCUGUCCAGGGAAAUCAGGAACCUCCCAGGGUUGGGAAUCCAUGAUGAAAAAAAGGAACUGCUCCUGGUCAGAAAUCCCUGUCCAGGGAAAGCAGGAGCUUUUUGGGAUUGGGAAUCCCUAUCCAGGAAAUCAGGAACUUUUUGGGAUUAGAAAUAUCUAUCCAUACAAAGCAGAGCUUUUUGGGAUUGGGAAUCCCUACAGAGGAAAAAGAGGAGCUCCUUGGGGUCGGGAAUCCCUGUCCAGGGAAAGCAGGAGCCUCCCAGGGUUACAAACCCCUAUCCCUGGAAAACGGGACCUUCUGGGGGUUGGAAAUCCCAAACCAGAGAAGCCGGGAGCGUUCCAGGCUCCAAAAACCCUUUUCCAGGGAAGGUGGGAGCUGCUGGGCUGGGGAAUCCUGGGAAAGCAGCACCACCAGCCCCAUUCCUGCUGCUGAUCCGUGCAAAUCCCCAUUCCCUGAGCGAAGCAGUUCAUGGAUCAGCGGGAUCGGCGCCGCUGGAGCGUGAACAGGGCUGAGCUCAUGGAAUUCCCGGCUCUUCCCGCUUUUCCCAGCCCCUCUGGAAGCAGCAGCCCGAUGGAAAUCCCACCCUACAAACUCCAUUUGGGGCCGUUUUUGGCUGGGCAGGACGGGAUCCAUCCCCUGGAGCGAUCCCACAUUUUCACCUCCUCCUUUUCCCGGUUUUCCUUGGAUUUCUCCCCCAUUUCCCUCCUUUCCCCACCCCCCUCAAUGCUGUAAAUUUCGAACGAGGUGUUAUCCCAAAUAAACUUUUUUUGGAAGGGA